This is a messenger RNA of Cottoperca gobio, 2170 nucleotides long. RefSeq names its product transmembrane p24 trafficking protein 8 (gene tmed8). The record is from RefSeq and is a predicted model, not a curated record. The transcript has 6 exons. Gene Ontology annotation, cellular component: Golgi membrane. NCBI's taxonomy places the organism in Eukaryota, Metazoa, Chordata, Actinopteri, Perciformes, Bovichtidae. Bases 242 to 1051 code for a protein of 269 amino acids.
CUACAGCACGUGCAUUGAACAGGCCUGCACCUCGAGGCUCAAGAUUCGCAGAUUUUCGUCAACGCUCGAGAAAACGCGGAAGUGUCAAAAUUUUGGAUCUGUUUUUUCCUGUCAAGCAGCAGAACUGUGGAGCAAACCCGUCACAUGAUUGCAGUGACAUGGAGACGCAUUUCCUGAUGGCCUGAGUUGGACCAAAGCAAAACCGUAAAGAGUUAUCCCGCUUUCAGUGUUAGAUUGUGCCAUGGAGGGAUUAGAAACCACAUCAGAGCUCCAGUCGCGGCUGUCAUCCCUCUCCUUCUCCUCGUUCCCCGGAAUAACAUCCAAACAGAGCGACACCAGACCUCUGGACAGGCUCCAGAAUACAGACCUUUCACAGAGCUGCACCCAAUCCAAAAACCAAGCUGACAUGGAUGAAAACAAGGAGGAUUCAGGUCAACAUUCUGAGGGUAAUGAAGAGGCCCCAGCAGAGCCGUCCCUGAGGGAAGGAGGCGAGGAGAACAACAGUGAAGGGAGCUGUCAGCUCUCCGAUGAGAUGAAAGCCCAGAUGCCGCCCCUGAAACCCCCAACAACAUGGACAUCUGCUGCUCUGAAGGAGCUGAAGGCAAAGCUUCGAACGGAAGACGACAGCGUGGUGACAGUGUACCGAGGCGACAUCAUGACAGUUCAUGUGCCCACUGUCCCUGAGGCCAAAAAAGUGUGCUGGGAGUUUGCCACAGAUGGUUAUGACAUUGGCUUUGGCAUAUAUUUUGACUCUAGUCCUGUCACGAGCCGGUCUAUCACUGUGCACAUCAGCGAGUCAAGUGAUGACGAAGAAGAAGAGGAGGAGCUGGAAGGGCCCGUCAGUAACGGAGAUGUUGAGAAGGGCUCCAAAACUCAAACCAACUCAAACUUGGCUGAAAUCUUACCUGUAUACCGCCAGGACAGUCACAUAUCUGUCCAGGGGGGGAGCCACGAUUUUCCAGGUGAAGGCACUUACCUCCUGAAGUUUGACAACUCCUACUCACUAUGGCGAAAUAAGACUCUUUACUACAGAGUCUAUUACAGUGCCUGAGAUGCAAGUUUAUGAAUGUAUCAUUUACACGCAAAUACUACUCUUAGGAACAAUUACUAUUUUUGAUUCCAUUCUUGGAUAAAGAUGAAGUUAUAUGAAAAAAUAUUAAAUAUAAGCAUUUCUAUUUUUUAAUCACUAUCAGCUUGUGUUGCCACAUGUUGAAUUUACGAUCAGAUAGUUUUGAAUGCAACAUUUGCUCCAAUGUCUUGCUAAAAGAUAUUUAAAGAAGCCUUGCAUAUCAUGUGCCAUGUUCCCCUGUAUGCACUGUGCUGUUUGUCAAGUGCCCGUCAUAAAAAAUGUCUUCAGCUGUAACAUUUCUAUGGUAGCAGAGAUCAGGGAACACCAGCACAGAAUUUAUUUCACCGGGCCAGGUGCUUAAUCAGCAGUGCUCUAAAGAAAUGGUUGUUUUGUGUGUGUGUGUGUGUGUGUGUGUGUGUGUGUGUGUGUGCGUGUGCGUGCAUAUACCGUCUAUGAUUAUGUUGCUUUGUUGUUGUUACGUGUAUUUAUCCUUCUGCUUUGUAUUGUAACUUAUUUUUUUAUGUGUUCAAUUUAAUCACGUGAUAAUGAAGAAUAUAACUAUAUAAUACCAAGUCUGUGCACAGAGCAGUCUACUGUCAUCGUGGUGUGUGGGUAAAAGAUAUAAGUUGAAUGUACUGAAGCAAGUGGUAAACGUUUUACAGAGUGUGCUUUUUAUGACACAAAUAAAAGCCAUCCCUUAUCACAUAAAGCUCUUAUUAUGUAAUAUAGAUUCAAUAUUUACAUUUGCCUCCGUCCUUUAAUUUGGUGUUUUGCCGGUAGGGAGCGGUUGUAAUAUUUCAUCUAAAUGUAUUUUGUGCACAGGUCUAUGUAAGUAAAGGUCAGUGUGUUUGUUUUUUGACAUACUUUGGAUUUGAUUGUGUUGCCUUGUUCCAUCCUGUUUGAUGUCCAAAUUGAUGCUUCUCCCACACACUCGUGCGCAUGUUCCCAAAGAUGUCACAGAUUUGGCUGCUAAUGGCGUAUACAAUGUAAAGCAACUGGUUUAAAGCUUCCCAUGUUUGCUGUACUGUACUUUUAACUGUACAUUCUGAUGACAUUUGUUCCUAAAUUUAUAUUCCACAAUAAAGACAAGAUUAUAGUUUU